Messenger RNA from Drosophila elegans, 5464 nucleotides. RefSeq names its product titin. The coding region runs from base 442 to 4425 and encodes 1327 amino acids. NCBI's taxonomy places the organism in Eukaryota, Metazoa, Arthropoda, Insecta, Diptera, Drosophilidae. The transcript is spliced from 2 exons. The record is from RefSeq and is a predicted model, not a curated record.
AAAUGAAAACAUAUCGAAAGCAAACAUAUACAUACAAAAUUCAUUGAUUUUGUCAACGUAAAACAUAUAGCGCACGGCAUAUAGGAACUCCAAUUGGAAUACCCCAGUGAAGUUAAUCGAAUUAGAAACGCUGGAGCGGAGCGGCAAGUGCGCGGCGGCAAUGCGAACGGACUGAAGUUGGAAGCCCCGUAGCGAAGGCUUUUCACCUGGGCCGCUGUCCAAUCAGAACGCUGCUCCCAAUCAAAAGUGGCAGGUGGCGAGGGCGGGGGGUGCGACCGAAAAAUCCCGAUACGGGGGGCACGGUAGUGUUGUCGUUGUCGUUCUCGUUGUUGUUGUUGUGUGGCAGGGAUAGGAAAGCCAAACACCAAGCCAAUGGUAAUGGAAAAAUGACCAUCAGCAGCAGGAGCACGGAUCACUAGCUAAUACGGAUACGGUCGUAAAAUGCCCCGGAACACUUGCAGGCCAAGUGAAUGCGCAGCAGCUAGCCAGGAUCAGCAACAGCAACAGCAUCAUCAUCAGCCGGAGGCGAAUGCGAGCAAUAACAACAAUAACAAUAACAUCAAGCAGGAACUGGAGGCGGCUCCGCCGGUUUGCCACCGGAAAUCGGAGCGCCGGAGAGUGGCACGCGACAUUUUUCUGGUCUUCGAGGAGCAGACCACCCGGCGCCGGGGGAAGGGGGCACGGGGCAAGGCCACGAGGGCCAAGCAAAAGUUCGGACACCUCAAGGUGGCCAAUACGCCGCGCAUCAACAAGAAUGUGCUGCGCGAGAUCAAAACGGAACCAAAGUGCAGUGCGGAUGCAGUGGCUGCUCCCAUCGCAGCCAUCCCAGUUAUACCCGCCAUCACACCCAUUCCCGCACACCCGAAUCCCAAAGCGGCGCCUCCAAACGCGCCUCAACUGGCGGAGGAGCAGCCGCCAGCAGCCAAAUCAUUGCCGCGUGCAGCAGCCGUGAAGUUGGAAACCAAAACAACAGUUUCAGCACCCAAGCGUAUAAGUCCCAAGCCCAAGGCUACCGGCGCUCGGGAGGAGCAGAAGCUGGAGGAGAAGAAGGUGGUGCCGGUGGCAGCCACUCCCACUGCCCCACAACCAUUAGUUCCCAUUGCCGGUGCCGGUGCCGUGCCCGCAGCCACCACAUCGCCGACGACGCCCAGCGUCAAUCCCAUCUUCCUGUGGGUCAAACAGGACGACACACGCAUCGUGGAGGUGCGCUGCGAGGACUACGACAAGCGGAACAGGAUACGCCUGACCAAGACGACGAAUGGCUGGCGGUCCAUGCCGCGCACAGAUGCUUCCUCAACUAGGAUAGUCAAAUUCUUCCAUGGCUCCGCCGCGCCCCUAAUGAAGGUCAAGCGGGAGCAGCACCUGCAGCGACUGGAGGAGGAGGAGGACCACAUGCACAUGCAGAUGCAGAUGCAGCAUCACCAGGAGCUCGAACAGCUAGAGGAUCACGAGCGGGAGCGGGAGCGGCAGCAGGUGCAGGAGCAUGAGCAGGAUCAGGAGCAAGCGGAGCAGCAGCUGCCCUCCAUGGCGCAGAGUUUGCUGCACGAUUGGGAUGACAGUGCCACGCAAUUGCCAGAUGAAAUCGAAGAUGGAGAGGAGGAUCAUGAUCAGGAUCAGGAUCAGGAGGAGUUGCAGUUGGAGCAGCAAGCCAAUCCCGCAGCGCAUCAGAAUGGCCACCUGACCACAGUGCUCGAGGAUGUGGUGGUGCUGCCACCUGUCCAAGAGCCCUGUUUCGAUGGCUUGAUGGACAGCGAGGAGACGAAUGCCUCGACCAAGGCCACCAAGACCAACACGCCCACAUAUCAGAGCUCCACGCCCUCGCCGCUGCAAAUGCAGCUGUGUCCCAAGACGGGUCUGUUCCUGCCCAAGGGAGAUCUUGCCCUGGUCCAGCUGCCCGAGGAAGAUGCUCAUCUUCCCGAGGAGGAUGAGGAUGUGGAGGAGGAGGAGGCGGAGGAGUCGGAGGAGGACAAGCCAAUGACCGGAACGGAGCAUGUUGAGUGCUUCGAUGCAAAUGCCAAGAAUCUGAAGGAUCUGCUCGACGAUGCCGACGAUCUGCUCCAGAAUUGCACCAGUGACAACGGCAGCAGUGGGGCGGAUCUUCUCGACUCGCUGGUCAAGCGCAGCUGUGAGGAUAAUCUUGUCCAGGAGAGCAACACCGGCAGCACCGGGAACAAUCCGCAGAACUCCUCCUCGUCCGGCGACGAACUGACCUCCUUCUGUGUGCCCGAUCUUGACAAGGACCUGCCCAGCAUUCUCAACAUGGACAGCGACGAUGCGCCCAAGUGUCUGUCCUUCAACGAGGCCGGCGAGAUCGAGGGACUGAACGGAGAGCUCUUCCUGGGCAUCGAGGCCUUCGAGAAGCAACAGGAGGCGGUGGCCACCGAGCCGGAGCCCCAACCGCCCACACCGGCCACCGUGGAACUGACCCAAACGCCCACGCCCACGCCGACGCCGGAAAAGCAGAAAGAGAAGGAGAAGGAUAAAUCCGGUACCGCGGCGGACGAGACGCCCAAGGAUCUGAGCUACAAGAAGCGCGAGGAGGUGUGUCCGCCCUCGGAAUCGCGCAGUCAGUGUGCGGUGACCUCCAGCUCGGAUAUACUCAAAUCUCCGGACCGCGACCUCCAGUUGCCGGCCAACUCCAUACCUGCCGAGGUGGAGACCACCUCGGAAACCAUUAAAAAUCUCAUCCUGGAGCAGUUCCUCAAGCUGAACAACAAUCCGCAGCAGGCGGAGCCCAUGGAUCUGGGCAAGGCGGGUCGCGACGGCAAACUCGAAACGGUCGUCAUUGACGACGAGGAGGACGACGAGGAGGAGUCCAGUCAGCCGCUGAAGAAGCGGCCCAAGGCCAGCAUCAAGCUGGACAAGGAUCCGGACGCGCUCACCCAGUUGAAGAUGCUGAUCAGCAAUCCGCAGUGGAAGGUGCCCGAUCCCAUUCUCGUGCCCAAGGAUCGCCUGGGCGCAGUGUUGGCCUCGCCGGCGCGAGAGAUUCCCCUGCUGUUGACCACGCGGCCAGAGUUGCGUCUUCCCGAGGCCUUUGCCUAUCCGGAGAUCAUCCAGAAUCCCAACAUUCUGGUGGUCACCAUGGAGCAGCUUGAGGCCAUCCUCCAAACCGAAUCGGAGCAGGCGGCCAAGGCGACCAAGGUGACCAAGGACCCGGAUCCGGUGAUCGUGGUGCCCAGCAAGCCGCGCAGUCCCAGUCCCAAGCAGGCACAGCCCAAACCUGUGCUGGCCCAGCCCAAACCGCCGGCAGCUGCGCCUCCGGUGGCCCCCACUCCACCAUCGCCGGCCGAUAGCAGCCUUAGCACGGAUCUGAAUGCCACCACACUGGCGCUGUUGCAGCAGAUGCUGUGGCUUCCCUACUUUGGCCAGCUGUCGCAGGAGUUCUUCAAGACCAUCAAGGAUCCGCUGGGACUGCAGCGGAAAUUCAUGAGCAAUCUGCUGCCCCUGUACAACAGCCAGUUUGGACUGCAGCAUCUGGACGAGCUGUACAAGCAUUGUAUGAAGCAAAAGCCGACGGAGGAGCAGCAGUCGCAGCCGCAGCAGCCGCUGCGCAAGGUUCCUACUCCAGUGGCAGCUCCUCCUCCUAUUCAUCCUCCUCCUCCUGCGCCUUCGCAUCCUGCGCCGCAUCAAAGCACAGCCAGCGGAUCGAACGCCUUCAAUGGCUUCACCAAUCCCGUGGAAUUGGCCCUCAUGCAGAAGCUGCUGCAGCCGCAAUUGCCGCAGUUCCUCAACUGGGAGGCCGCCAAGGAGGCCGCCUCAUCAUUAGCCACAUCCUCGGCCGCCUCGCAUCAUCCCCAUCACCAGGAGCAUAAGCGGCCGCGACGGGAACCGGAAUGCAAGCCACCAUCCGGUGCUCCAAGUACAACUGCUGCUCCGCCCGCCACUGUUGCUGCCGUUGCUGCUGCUGCUACUGCGGCUGCUGCUGCUCCGGUGGCCAACACUCCUGCUGCUCCGGCGCCAGCGCCGGCGGAGCACAAACCCAGACUGACCAUUAAAUCGCUCUCGAAUCUGCUGGAGCCGGAGGCGAACGUGGUGCCCCUGCUGAACGUGCCGUUCGAUGGCAUGCGAGGACGUCCCUCCCUGCACAAAUCGGCACCGGAUCAGGUGAAGGUGGACGCCGGCACCGGACGCACUCUGCGCUCCAGCAAGGCCUGCGUCACCUACAAUCCCCUCGAGCAGGCCAAGCAGCAGAUGCACCCAGUGGGAGGAUCCCAGCAGCAGCGGAAGCGGGGUAACAUGCUAGCCCAGGAUGUCCAGCAGCAACAUCAACAGCAGCAUCAGCAGCAGCAACAAUUCGCGGAUGCGGCGGCGGCAGCCGGAAUGGAUGCCAACUCAGCGCUGUGGCAUCCCCUCUUCGGAAGCAAUCCCAAGCAGGGCUACAAUAGUCCUUGGCAGUGGACCACGGUGACGGCCUCUGGCGAAUGACAGUCAAGCCGGGCUCACAAGGAGCCAGCACCUGCAACGGGAACAAGAACGGCCAGCUACGAGGAGCAGCAACAGCAGCAGCAACAUCAACAACUUCAGCAGCAACAGCAGCAGCAGCAGGACUACAGCAAUUACCAUGUCUCGGCCAAGCAGCAGCAGCAGCAACAGCAACCACAACUUCCAGCAGCCAACAAUCAAAACCACAGCAACAAUAGUAGCAAUAAAUUUUGUUAUCCUACGGCGGCGGCCAUGGAGAAUAUGUUCCAAAACAAUCAGAUGGCGGCCGCAGCCGCCGCACGUGAAUCGCUGCUAAAUUCUUAUCUGUAUCAGAAAGAAGGCGAUCCCAGCAAUUAUAUGUCGGAGCAGAGCUACUGGCAGCAGCAUCAGCAACACCAACAGCAGCAGCAACACCAACACCAGCAACAGCAGCAGCAACACCAACAUCAACAGCAGCAGCAACAACAACAUCAACAGCAGCAGCAACAGCAACACCAUCAGCAACAUAAACAGCUCCAGCAACAGUGGAGCGGUAAUAAUGGCGGCAGCAGCAGCAGCAACAACCAAAGGAGCAACAACUAUGCCAACAACUAUGCGGCGGCAGCAGCAGCCUCCAUGUACAUGCAACACUUUAAUCCCUACAUGCAACAGAAGGCGGCACUGCUGGCAGAGAAGGCCGCCCAGGCGGCGGCAGCAGCGGCGGCGGUCCAAAACAGCAGCAGCAGCAACAACAACAACGGGAGCAACAAGCACGGACGCUUCGUCGGCGACUACGGCUAGAGUCCACUGGGAUCAGCGUUCUACUAACCGGAACCGGAUCAAAAAAAAAACACUUGCAUAUUAACAUAAACAUAUAGGCAUAUAUAACACUUACGUGUAAUAAUAACUAUAUAUUUAGAGGCAUCGUAUAGGCCGUUUUACCGCCAGGAAUUGGUAAAGGAUAAACCAAGAUUUUCCUUUAAUUUAAUACACAGGAACAGCAACAACAAGGUAACCGGAAAGCAACAACAAUAAUUUAUAAACAACAAACAAGGAGAUAAAC